GGGAGGAUGGCGGGCGGUGGCUGGGCGCCACGGGGCUGAGGGGCGGCGCCGCCGCUGUGCCGUGCCGUUCUGUGCCGUGCCGCGCCGUGCCGCGGUCGGCCAGGAGCCGCUGCAGGCUGGCCCCCUGCGGCUGCCUGAGGGGCGGCGGCGGGCGGGCUGCCGGGAUGAUCCGGUUCCGGAGCUCCAGCAUCAGGUCGCUGAGCUCGGAGAUGAAAUGCACCGUGCGGCUGCUGGACGACUCCGAGAUUUCCUGCCACAUCCAGAGGGAAACUAAAGGUCAGUUUCUCAUAGAUCACAUCUGCAACUAUUACAGCUUGCUGGAAAAAGACUAUUUUGGCAUUCGAUAUGUUGACCCUGAGAAGCAAAGGCACUGGCUUGAGCCCAACAAGUCCAUCAUCAAGCAAAUGAAAUCUCAUCCACCAUUUACCAUGUGCUUUAGAGUGAAAUUCUACCCACAUGAACCCCUGAAGAUUAAAGAAGAGCUCACCAGGUACCUCUUAUACCUACAAAUAAAAAGGGAUAUUUUCCAUGGCCGUUUGCUGUGUUCUUUUUCUGAUGCUGCCUACCUGGGUGCCUGUAUUGUCCAAGCUGAGCUUGGUGAUUAUGAUCCUGAGGAACACCCAGAGAAUUACAUCAGCGAUUUCAAGAUUUUUCCCAAGCAGUCACAAAAACUUGAGAAGAAAAUAGCUGAAAUGCAUAAAAAUGAAUUCAGAGGUCAGAGCCCAGCUGUUGCUGAAUUAAAUUUGCUCCUGAAAGCAUAUUCUUUGGAAACUUACGGUGUUGAUCCUCAUCCUUGCAAGGACUCAAUGGGGAUGACUACAUUUUUAGGAUUCACAGCUGCAGGAUUUGUAGUUUUCCAGGGGAAUAAAAGAAUUCAUUUGUUAAAAUGGUGCGAUGUCUAUAAACUGAAAUUUGAAGGGAAGACUUUUUAUGUAUUUGGAGCUCAGAAAGAGAAAAAGACUGUGCUGUCAUUCCAUACCUCUACACCAGCAGCCUGCAAGCAUCUUUGGAAAUGUGGGGUGGAGAACCAGGCUUUUUACAAGUAUGUAAACCUGAAGUAAUUCCCUAUAAUGAAAGUAAAAAAAAUGUGCAUGUGAGUAGAAG
Molecule: messenger RNA, 1104 nt
Organism: Neopsephotus bourkii (Bourke's parrot)
Lineage: Eukaryota; Metazoa; Chordata; Aves; Psittaciformes; Psittacidae
Gene: FRMD3
Product: FERM domain containing 3
Exons: 10
Coding region: 165-1061 (298 amino acids)
Cellular component (GO): cytoskeleton
Molecular function (GO): cytoskeletal protein binding
Source: RefSeq, a predicted model, not a curated record